AUGUAUUGCGCUUACCCUGUCUCCGGGACAGGCAACAACUCACUGAUGUACUGCUACAACAUGAAACCGAUUUAUGGACAGUCUCCAAAUAAUGAUGACAUCAACCAAAACUUGCCCUUACAUCCGUCCACGAAGGUCCCCAGCAAUAUUUUCGCCGGCACAUUCUUUGAGGGGACAGACAUUUCACCCGACAUCUGGAAUGCCACGAAUGAACUGAAUCAGCAAGGCCAUGAAGGUGGUCUGGGAGGGACGCCGUCCCAGCCAGGGAGCUACAGCAGUCUGCCGUCACACAAUCACCUGGUUUACUCUCCGCAUUCAGUGAGGGCUCCUGAUAUCCAUCGGGGUCUUCCGCCUAUGUCCACUUUCCACCGCAACCACACGUCUUCACGCACAGAGAAUACUACAGUCUCAGGGAACCAAGGCAAUCUAUCAGGAGGGUCACAGACAGGCGAUGCCUUGGGAAAAGCUCUGGCCUCAAUUUAUUCCCCUGAUCACACCAGCAGCAGCUUCCCUUCCAGCUCAUCGACACCGGCGGGGUCCCCAUCUCCGCACCCAUGCUCUGCUGAACCCACAGGCACCAGCAUGUGGUCUCGGACUUCACUUCAAGCUGCGGUCUCACCCAAUUACGAGUCUUCUCUUAUAUCCAUGUCUCAGGUGGAGGACCGGCUGGACAGACUGGAUGAUGUGAUCCACGUUCUGAGAAACCACGCCGUGGGUCCCACCAUGGGGCUUUCCAAUGACAUCCACAGCCUCCUGAACCAGACCCAUCACGGCCACAGCUCUGCCGGUGCUCUACCAGCCACCUGUCACAUGCCAGCUAUGGUUGAACACGUCUCUAUGAACAACAAUCACUCCACGUUUCAGAGCCGCACACAAACUGGCCAACCAUACCCACCCAGACAGCGGGCCACACUUCACACCAUGCACGAAGGAGCCACAGGUAAUCUCGGAGUUUUGUCUAGCCUCGACCUUAAACUGGAAGGAGGUGAGAGGGAGGAGAUGGCGCACACCAACCACAGCCACAGCUCUGACAGCCUGAGAUCAGAUGAGGAGGGUGAACUCAAACACCAAGGAGACAGCAGCACGAGGACGAGUAUCCAUGAAGACGAGGACUUGAGUCCCGAGCAAAAGGCGGAGCGCGAGCGUGAGAGGAGGAUGGCCAACAACGCCCGCGAACGUCUGCGUGUGCGGGACAUCAACGAAGCCUUUAAGGAGCUGGGCCACAUGUGCCAACUGCAUUUGAAGAGCGAGAAGCCGCAGACCAAGCUGCUGGUACUGCACCAGGCCGUGGCUGUCAUUCUUAGUCUAGAACAACAGGUCAGAGAGAGAAACCUGAACCCCAAGGCAGCUUGUUUGCGGAGGAGAGAGGAAGAGAAGGUGUCUGCGGCCAUGACAGAUCCCCAGUCCUUGCAUCUAGCCUUCAACACCGGCCUGUCGGACACAGCCAACCCUCUGGGUCACCUCUGA
Lampris incognitus (smalleye Pacific opah) is the source of this 1467-nucleotide messenger RNA. Its product is annotated as transcription factor 12-like. Bases 1 to 1467 code for a protein of 488 amino acids. Gene Ontology annotation, biological process: regulation of transcription by RNA polymerase II. The record is from RefSeq and is a predicted model, not a curated record. Lineage: Eukaryota; Metazoa; Chordata; Actinopteri; Lampriformes; Lampridae. Gene Ontology annotation, molecular function: RNA polymerase II cis-regulatory region sequence-specific DNA binding; DNA-binding transcription factor activity, RNA polymerase II-specific; protein dimerization activity. Gene Ontology annotation, cellular component: transcription regulator complex. The transcript has 12 exons.